AUGAAGGUUGUCAGCGCUUUGCCUCUGUUGGCCAUCGCUGCCACUGCGAGCUCUGUUCGGAAUAUCUUCAACUUGAUCAGUUCCGGCGGCUCAGACGACAGCCAUAACGGUCUCUAUCUGUCCACGCAGCACAUCGACCCAUUGAAUAGCGACGCUGUCUUCCGCGAUAGUGAUGAUGCUGCAGACUUUUACCUUGACAAUGGGACCGUGCGCUACGUUGCACCGAACGGAGCUCCCUUUGCGCUGGCUCUAGACUCGGGGGAUGAAGUCCAGGGGAGUGUGGAGAUCAGCGUGAGCCCCUUGUUCGGCAGCACAGGGUUCAACAUUACCAGUGACAAUACAUUGGAGACUGCUAAUCAGAGCUGGGGUGGAUGGUUAGUGUGCGACCGCAGCGACGGUCUUCUGGGGUUGUACUACGAAAACAACGGCGCUGGAAGUAAUCUGCUGGAGGAGUGUGAUGCGAUUGCCCUUGACGUUGUCUAUAAACCCAUCUCAUAG
Aspergillus alliaceus is the source of this 498-nucleotide messenger RNA. RefSeq lists its product as uncharacterized. The record is from RefSeq and is a predicted model, not a curated record. Lineage: Eukaryota; Fungi; Ascomycota; Eurotiomycetes; Eurotiales; Aspergillaceae. The transcript is spliced from 2 exons. Bases 1 to 498 code for a protein of 165 amino acids.